This is a messenger RNA of Phaeodactylum tricornutum CCAP 1055/1, 702 nucleotides long. RefSeq lists its product with no specific name. Gene Ontology annotation, biological process: protein refolding. Gene Ontology annotation, cellular component: cytoplasm. The record is from RefSeq and is a predicted model, not a curated record. The transcript has a single exon. Bases 97 to 702 code for a protein of 201 amino acids. Lineage: Eukaryota; Bacillariophyta; Bacillariophyceae; Surirellales; Neidiaceae.
UUAGCAUUCCGGCAACCCCCAACCAACUCUGAGAAAUCGUUUCCUCCUUAUACGCAUGGGAAGGAAGCAGUAGUAGCUCUAGUGCAAAGAACACCAAUGGCGAUCAGCUUCGUUCUAGUACUAUACGUUAUCAUCGGGUCGUCUCUAGAGACCGAUGGUUUUGCUCCAGGCUUCAGCACGAGGAGGACCUUGGGAUCCUCCCGAGAGGCUUCUUGGAUGAAUAGUUCCACCCGAUUGCCUGUGCGGGCCGACAAGAUCGACUCCAAGUUGCUGGAUGACUUUCGAACAUCCUGGGGUGAAUUUAUCAACCCCUAUGAAGUACUGAAAGUCAACCGCGCUGCUGAGCAAUUCGAGAUCAAGCAGUCUUAUUACAAACUGUCCCGCCGCUAUCACCCUGAUGGUAUGAGGUAUCGAGAUAUACUACCGGGAUCGUGCAACAAUAUGGAGGACGUCCGGAACCACUGGGAACGCAUUCGAAUGAGUUACGAGAUUUUGUCGGAUAAGAAAUCCCGCCAGCGUUACGACCGUCAUGAAGCCUUGGCGGAUCCAGGCCAAGCUGUACGGCGUGCGGCUUCAGAUGCGGCGUUGAAGGGCGUCGUGGGAAUGGGCAAGGGCUUGCUGGGCGCCGGAUCCUUCGCCUAUCAUCAAAUCGUGAAAAAGAAAAGCGAUACCGUUGACGGCGUGGAACAAAAAAACGUGUAA